Molecule: messenger RNA, 168 nt
Organism: Striga hermonthica
Lineage: Eukaryota; Viridiplantae; Streptophyta; Magnoliopsida; Lamiales; Orobanchaceae
Source: the annotation of a GenBank genome assembly
AUGGAGACUAACACAAGUCGGAUGGUUACCUUGAAUGGGUCCAAUUAUCAUGUGUGGAAAGGGAAGAUGGAAGAUCUCUUGUAUGUGAAGGAUUAUUAUUUGCCCGUGUUUACCGAUGAGAAGUCGUCGGAUAAAACCGAUAAAGAAUGGGAGCUUUGUCACCGUCAG